GUCAAAAUUUCCCCACACAAUGAUGAGACAAAGACAUCAAAACACUUAAUCCGCUCAAAGAAGAGUGAGGGAGAGAGCAGCAGAUGGCCAGAAAGACGUCAGUCCUCCUCAUUCUUCCCAGGACAACCGUGAGGCGAGAGACAGAUGAUUACAAGGGACACUGACGUUAUUGUGGGGACCCUGGACGUCACAGAGACAGAAUGCGAAAGCUUAAAGGAGCUGUAUUAGAAUGAAAGGGCAAAAUGGCAAUUGGGGAAAAAGAUGUGAUUUUUUUUUCAGGGACUCGGAUUCUAUUAUAAAAGACAUCGGUCAACACUUGAUGGAGUCCAGCUGUCCAAUUACACCUCAGUAUUUACAGUCUUGAAUCAUUUACAGGGAUCUAACAAAGAUUGAGGGACCGGGUUAGCAUGUUUGUUCUAACUUUUGUUAAGAUAAGACAUGCACACUUUUUCAUUAAAACGUUUAGAUCCUAACUUGAUGCCACACUGCCCUCUCUAGCUGGCGGGACGGUAGUGUCCUCACGUCCUGUCGUCUCCGCACAGAUGAGCACGAAACCCCCUGUGAGUGCUUUUUUAUGGUCUCUUAUCUGUUCUGUUUAAACUGCCACCUCCACUCCCAUUUCCUCUCCAUACUGGGAAAUAAAUGAAACACUUUAUAUUAAAUAAACAGUGAUUUAUCUGCGAUAUGCAAACUAAUAUAGCCUACUGUAUGUUCUCCUCUCAAUCCAGAAGUCAGGGGUUCCCCGUCCUCUGAGAUCAAAAACAUGACAUAUGACAUAGCCGUGUGAGAUUUACCAUCAGUUUAUCCUCCUUCAUUUCCUGAAAACAAGUUUGUUAUCAUUUUUCCUUUUCGUACUGGAGUGACUCACGUAUUCUCUGUCACUCUCUGAUAUAAAUACGAGUUUAUAGGGACAUGUCUUCUGUGUAGACCAUCUCAGCAUCUGGAGGUCUUGGAGAUAUCGCCACUCAGUUUUUUUGUUUUGUUUUGUUUUUGUAUAAAUUGGAGUUAUCCUCUUCGUUCUUAUAUAUCAUUUACAUUUUAAGUCAGUUUUAAGGUUUAUUAUUACAGUAUUUUAUUUUUGAGGAUAAUUUUUACUUUUGGAUGCCAUCCGUUUGUAUUGAUGCCUACCUGGUCGGUUCAGUCAAUCAUGCUUUUUACCUGUUUUUUCUUUUUUUUUGCUCUGUUUCCUCCUCUUCAUUGGUGUAUGUAUCUUCCUGAACGGAAUGUGCUUCUGCCGUUCAGCACACAAGUCAGGGAAUGCUUGCUCUACACAGGGAACAGAAAGCAUGGGUUGUGCCUUGAAAUGAAUUCUGAUGGCUCCGUCAGAGGGUCCCCAGUAAUGAAGCGUAACUGUGUGCUGAACCUGCGCUCAGUGAAAGCGGGUGAGACGGUCAUCCAGAGUGAGGCUACAUCUCUCUUCCUCUGUGUGGAUGAUGAAGACAACUUGAAAGGACAGCUGCAUUACUCUGAAGGAGACUGCACCUUUCAGGAAUUGCUACUGGAGAAUGGAUAUUCUUUUUUCCUCUCUCCACACUCUAAUCAUCCUGUGUCACUCCUCUCAAAGCAGUCUGGGCAGAAACACAGUGCCCCAUAUUCUCAGUUCCUCCCCCUUAUGAACAGUCAGUUGGCGGGGAAAGAAGAGGACAUCCAGAUACAGGACGUGAAACAUUAUAUUAAGGACAUAAACCUGGACUCUGACGACCCACUAGGAAUAGGACAUAAGUCACAAAUCCAGACUGUCGUCAGUCCCAGUCUGCAUACUAAGAAAUGAGGACUGGAGAACAUCGGUUAUGGAGGCAUGCUUUACAUUUAAGAUUUAAAAUGUUUUGAUACUGUAUUUAUUUGAACUUAUUUAUUUAUUUGUUAUGGCCUAAGUUAUUUAAAUUAAUUUAAGUAACUUGAAUAUGUUAUAUGAAACAUCAUACAAUUAUUCAUUUAAAUAUGAUUCUUUAAAUGACAUGUGAUAUCAGCUGGAGAAAAUUCCACUUUCAGUUUGUUUGUUGGUUUUGUAGA
Cyprinus carpio (common carp) is the source of this 2013-nucleotide messenger RNA. Its product is annotated as fibroblast growth factor 21-like. Lineage: Eukaryota; Metazoa; Chordata; Actinopteri; Cypriniformes; Cyprinidae. Gene Ontology annotation, molecular function: growth factor activity; fibroblast growth factor receptor binding. Gene Ontology annotation, biological process: animal organ morphogenesis; cell differentiation; regulation of cell migration. Gene Ontology annotation, cellular component: cytoplasm. The record is from RefSeq and is a predicted model, not a curated record.